Periconia digitata is the source of this 1667-nucleotide messenger RNA. Lineage: Eukaryota; Fungi; Ascomycota; Dothideomycetes; Pleosporales; Periconiaceae. The record is from the annotation of a GenBank genome assembly.
CCUACAUAUGCAUCAAAUGGAGCUCGAUUGAAGGCCUCAUCUUCGUUCCAAUCAUGUCGCGCAUCAUCGAGAUUAUUUGUGAAUUAUCCGACAACUGGAUCCGUCACCCGGAGUCGGAGUUCCCAAUCCAAAUGCCCCACUAACCCCACUUGUAACUUCAACACCUUCAUCCUUCGACCGAGUGAGUCACCUGCUUUGAACUGGGCAUCUAUCGCAAUGUCUAACAUUAAGAAGAAGAGUGUACUUGUCAUUGGUGGUGGUUCCGUUGGGACGAUAGCAGCGCUCAAUCUGCAAGCAGGCGGCUUAGCCAGUGUGACUCUGGUUUUGCGUUCGAAUUACAACGUGGUGAACGACAACGGAUUCGACAUUGAAAGUUGCGAUCAUGGCAUACUGAAAGGAUGGAAGCCAAGCGUAGUCCGCAACACGGUCCCAAAUCUCGUCGAGGAAAACCUCGAACCCUAUGACUACAUUCUCCUAUCAACGAAAAACAUUCCGGAUAUACCACCUACCAUCGUCGAUCUGGUGAAGCCAGCUCUCCCAUCCACCAACACUCACACUACCCUCGUCCUUAUUCAAAAUGGACUCAAUAUAGAAAAGCCAUUUCUGCAAUCCCACCCCAAAACCGUCGUACUAAGCGGCGUCAGUCUUAUCGGUAGCGCAGAGCCCUCUCCUGGCAAAAUUGUCCAAGACGACCGUGACCGCCUUCUCAUCGGCGCAUUCGCCAAUUCCAACUUGGACACGACCGCCGCUACAGAAGACCUAGCACGCGAAUUUGUCGAAAUUUAUGCCAAAGGUGGAAAGACGGACUGUGUUUUCUCGCCCAACGUGCUGCAUGAUCGAUGGCGCAAGCUAGUCUACAAUGCCUGCCUGAACCCUAUCUGCGCCAUCACUGGUCUGGACACGGGCCGCAUCCGCUUAGCUGAUGGUGCCCUCGCUGGCUUGGUCCGGCCGGCUAUGUUGGAGAUUGUGGAGGCGGCAAAGAAGAGUGCGGGCGUGCAGCUAGGAGAUGACGUAGUGGAUUUCAUGAUUGAGGUGGAUGAGCUGCAACUGUACCUCAGCCCGAGUAUGCUUGCUGAUGUCCGAAAGGGAAACUUCAUCGAGUUUGAGAACUUGUUAGGCGAGCCGCUCCGGGAGGGCCAAAAGGCUGGGGUGGCGAUGCCCACUCUCCAGGUGCUAUACAACAUCGCAAAGGCUGUGCAGUGGAGAACCAAGGAACAGCGUGGACUCGUGCAAAUACCACCCAAGAAAAAGAAGGGAGAAUAACUUUCAUUCACUGAAACGUGACAAGCAUUGAAAGAAACGGUUUAACACAUACAUGAUAAUUGAUUCAUUGUUGUACAAGACAUAACUCAUUUGAAAUUCAUUCGUUUCAGCACCCUUGCCAACAACCUCUCAAGAUCCAUCAUAUCGAACAAAUGGAAAUGCUUCGUGACUGAUGCUCAUCUUACAUCUUUCCUCCCCUACUAAACCAGACCUCAAACUAUCCAAGCCAUCCUCGAUUGCCCCUUCACUUCCCCAACCCAGCGACCUUCAAACUGAUCCUCCUCAGCCGCUUCCUGGUACUCGACUCCGCACUAUCCCUUCGCUCCACCUCAUCGUCUUCGUCGUCUUCCCCUAACGCAGGAAACGCCUCACCAUCGUGCUUCUGUGCAUAAUACCGCUGCUUU